Molecule: messenger RNA, 2713 nt
Organism: Saccostrea echinata
Lineage: Eukaryota; Metazoa; Mollusca; Bivalvia; Ostreida; Ostreidae
Product: toll-like receptor 4
Exons: 1
Coding region: 1-2133 (710 amino acids)
Biological process (GO): immune response; toll-like receptor signaling pathway
Cellular component (GO): membrane
Molecular function (GO): protein binding; transmembrane signaling receptor activity
Source: RefSeq, a predicted model, not a curated record
AUGUACGAAAUAAUUCUUGUCACAUCGUUUUGUGCAGUUUUUAUUCAUCUGACUGCUCUUGAAAAGAUAGAAUUCUAUUUAUGUGGCAAUUGCACGGAAACUUUUAAUUCGACAGAUGUGAUUGUAACUUGUGAUGGAGUAGUUAAUAACUCAUAUUCCUCGAUUUCAGUAAAUGUCACUAUUCUUAUUUAUCAAAACUCCCAAAACAACAGUGUAAUCAAUGAUCUGUGCUUUAAGAAUUUGGAGAAAUUACGGGUAAUAAAACUAUCCAAAAAUAAGUUGAGUAUCAUUCCAAAAGGGUGCUUCUCCAAUUUUCCUUCUCUUGAGAACCUAAGCAUAUCGAACAACGACAAUCUUGGAUUCGAUAACUUAUAUAAUGCGUGUUCUGGACUUAAUAUGACUAGAAUAAAAUACCUUUAUGCAAACAAUAUAAACCAGGUUAAGAUAACUUAUCCGUUUCCAAAGAACAUUUCUGUUCUGCUCCAAAACACGUCAUUGGAGACCUUACACUUGGCGUACAAUGAAAUUCGAAUUCCGGAGUCUGGGGCAAUAUCCAACUUGCCAAAGACACUACGAGACGUUUCAAUCCGCGGAAAUCGAUUUGAAGCAUCACCAGUUUUAUUGGAAAUGGGUUACCUUAAAAGUCUUACUCAGCUAGACAUAAGUUUCCAGUGUACGACACUUAAAUAUCGGUCCAGAUUUCGUAGACGAGUAGAUUUCAAUCCAGAGAUUGAUAACCACACGAGCGUUGAUUACUGCAAUAAAGAAAAGUCACUAGAAGCCGACGUUCUAAUGGCACUCCCUUCUAGUCUUAAAAGAUUGAUUGCCACUGGUAUGGUAUCGGGGUCGAACUGCAUUCCACAUCGGAGUACCCGAAGUGACAGCAAGCUUGAGUAUAUUGACAUAUCAAGGGACGGGUAUUACAAGUGGAUCGGUCCCAUUAAUGUCACCAAAUCCAAUCAAAUCAAGGUUCUAAUUUUAUCGCACAAUCAAUGCCGGGAUAUCAGCAGUGGAUUUUUUGACAAUUUGGGGAAUCUUUCCAAUUUGGAUAUAAGUUUCAAUUUAUUAGGACCUUUCUUCAAGCGCAAUGAAAGCAAAAACAUCUUUAAGGGAUUACAAUCUUUAAAGAAACUAAAUGUUAGUUACAACUGGAUAAGCCAAGUGCCUGAAGAUCUUUUAUUACAUAACAAUUUGUUAGAAAAUCUGGACAUCAGUAAUAAUGCACUGGAAACAUGGAGCAUAAGCAUCAACCAUCUUAAAAAAUUAACAUCCAUUGAUUGUUCCGUCAACAAGCUUGAAACUCUUCCAAAGACCUUCAGAGAUGCGUUGGACGAAAUAAGUCUUUCCCAUAAUAUUACUUUAGAUUUUCAUCAUAAUAAGAUUUUAUGUUCAUGUGUAAACAUGGAUUUCAUUAACUGGCUUUUCACAUCAAGAGUGUAUGUACAUUUAUCUGUAGCUGACCAGUGCACAGGGUAUAAUGGAAAUAUUACCCAUGCUCACGAAUACCUAAAAAAAGAAUGUGGCAAGAACCACAACCUAAAGGAAUGGCUUUAUCCCGUUCAGUUCAUUUGUAUUCUCUUCAUUCUCUCCAUUCUGGCUGUUGUUGGUUAUAAGAAACGCUGGGCAAUCAUUUAUCGCUGGUACUUGUUUCGUCUGCAUAGAAAAGGAUACACUCCAGUUGGGGAAUGUGAAGAUGACUUCAAGUAUGACGCCUUUCUGUCUUUUGCAGAUGAGGAUAGGGCCUUCGUUGAUAAAGUUGUGAAGCAACUGGAGGAAGAUUCCGACAUUCAAUUUAAGCUGUGUGUACAUUACAGAGACUUCACGCCGGGAAAAUACAUUUCCAAAAAUAUAGUCAAAGCUAUUCACUCAAGCAAAAAGACAAUUGUGUUCAUGUCGCGUGCGUAUCUUAAAAGUCAUUGGUGUAAUUACGAACUACGCAUGGCGGUAACGGAGGAGAGUCACAUGAACCGCAAAGUAAUUAUAAUGACUGUCCUUGAAGAAAUACCCAAAGCAGAGCUUUCGUUAGAGGUCUUACAGUAUUAUCAAAAGAACAGUUACAUUGCAAAACCAAACAACGAGCAAGAAAUGAAACUAUUCUGGAGAACUUUGAAGGGUGUAAUAGCGAAUGAUUAAGUGCUGCAACUAUAUGUUAUUUAUCGAAUACCGGACUUUUGCGAAAAACGCUGACUUUUACAAUCGACGGCUUAAUUUUACACUAGGACAAUAUACGGAAGCUCUUUUGCGAUGCUGAACAGUUAAUUAAACGAUAAUAAUGGGCCAUUUCAAAGUGCAUAUUACGUUGUUCAGGAAGGGAACGGCAACCAGUAUACCCUCGGCCGCCUCCCUUUCCAUAUUCACCAACUCUUACAUAGUUUUCCUUCCGGAAUGUUUUUCUUCCUUAUUUUAUUCCUUCGGAAAACGAGAUUGAAAGGAGAUACAACCCCUCACGAAUAAUAUAAUUUAAGCUAUGUAAUUCUGCCUCCCAUCAUCUCUUGCGUUGAUCAUGUUAGUGCCCCUAACACCAUAUUUCUUGUCUAUUAGCAAUUCCGUACCUUCGGACAUAAGGCAGGUUUAAAUGUCAAAGUAAACCUUCGACUGUAAAAGUCAGCGCUUCUUGCAAAAGUCCACCAGUAUGUAAUUCCUUUUUUGAGAGGAUUUCGUUUCAAAAUAAAUUAUUCUUCUUUGCAAUUAAUAAACAUUUCCCAAUAAAACA